AGCUGCAUUGUACAGGUACCUACUGGCUUCUUCUUCUGCUGGCUCAUCCGUGGACUGGCGUCGCCGCUUUUCCACGCCUUUUUUCUUCUGGUAUGGGAAAGCCACCGCCGCACCACCUUCGUACUAUAUGACCUCCAUCAGCGGUUCACAGAACACUCACUCACUCACUCACCCACACACACGAUACAAUAUCACUGGUGUCGCAUCAUUGCUUGGCUGCAUCCUUUAGGAGAAAAUAUUUAAAUAUAUAUUGUGUUCGUCUUCUUUUGGUCUGCACCUUUUCUCUAUUUGUUCUUUCUUCUCCCUCACGGCUAUCGACGCUCAUCAUGCACAACUAUCGAUCCUCGAACCUGUUGAGGCGGCCUCUGCGUGGUGCACGCCGCCGCUUCACCGCACGCCGCCUAAAGGUGGUAGUUCUCCUUUGCCUCUUCAUAUGUGCAGGUGUCUUCCUGUUGGCGCUCUUCUCCACGAGCUGGACCAGCGCACCGUCCUUGAACACCGGUAACGGUGUGCUGGAGAAGCCGUGGCUGACGAAAGCGUCUGACGUGCCGUCCUUCGACUCCGUCGCGGAAGGACGCCUGCCCGGCACGGCGUGGCGUGCGCCCGCGACGCAGGGCAUCGUCGCCCUCGCCAAGUCGGGGUCUGUUCUGCUGGAAAAGCCGACCACGUACGCGCGCCACCGCCGCGGCAGCUAUCAAAAGUGGGAUUCUGUGUAUGACGCUAAUGACACGUACACGAUCCCCGCCUGGGCUGCGCCGGAGGACCGCGAUGCUCUGCAGCACGCAUCGAUUUUUACCUCGCUCGCGUCCUUCCGCGAUCGGGAGUGCGCUGCGACGCUGCGCGACCUCUACGAGAUGGCCGUGGCGCCGCACCGUCUGUACGUUGGCAUCAGCGAGGAGCGGACGGACUCGGAUCGGAGCUGUCUCGCGCCCUUCGGUGCGGACGAGUUUUCGGCCGGAGAAGCACGCCGUCUGCUGUACGGCGAGCACGCACCGGCGGGCCUCCACGUGGAGCUGCGGCCGCUGACCUGGGCAGACGUGGUGUUCCCGCGGACUAUCCUCGACGUGGACGUCGCGAUGAACGCAUCCAACCCGAUCCCGUCCGCGCCGUACCCCGCGGGCAUCUUCCUCCACCCUUCCUACGCGGAGGAGCGCCUGUCCUGCGUGGCCGGCGAGCUCGAGACGCUGCGUGACCGCCUGCUGCUGCACGAGGACGACGUGAAGCGCGAGGCGACUGGCGGGACGGUGUUUCGGCGAGGCCGCGGUGGGCUGCAGCAGCAGCCGUCGCGCGCGCUGGCCGGGUGCCGCGUGACGACGCGUGUGACGCUGCCGGAGCUGGCGCGUGGGCCGACGUUUGGCCGCUACAUCACGAGUCUCUUCUUCUUCGACCAGGACUACUUCAUGGUUGUGGACAGCCACACGCGCUUCUCUGUGCACUGGGAUGCGAAGCUGAUCACGCGCAUCUUCCAGCUGCCGACGCCCGGCGUGCUGUCCUACUACCCGAACGGCUAUCGCGAGGGCCAUGAGCGAGAAGAAUACGGCAAGCGUGACUUUAUGUUGAUGUGCACGGCGCAGGUGCUGGCGAAUGGGAUGCCGAAGCUGGGUGCGCGUUGGCGGCGCGUCGAGAAGCGUCCAAUCUUGCAAGGCUUUGCCGCGGCUGGUUUCAUGUUUGGCGAUGCGCAGUACGUGCUGGACACGCCCUUCGACCCCUUCCUGCCGUACCUGUUUGAUGGCGAGGAGGUGCUGUUUUCUGCGCGGAUGUGGACGGGUGGCUGGGACAUCUACGGCCCUGCGGAGUCGGACGUCUUCCACCACUACGGAAGGGAUAAUACGCCGAAGUACUUUGCUGUUAUGAAAGAAGUCGAGGCACGGCGCCGCAUUCUGUCGGAGCGCCGCACCCUCUAUCUGCUGCGUCGUGCCCAGCCGUGGGUACAGGAGUUGGUGUCGCGCGGCUACGUGACGGCGAGUGGGCAGGAGACGCUGAAGCCGCUGCCGCCUGUGGAGCCGCCGGAGUUGCGGCUGAUUGUGAAUGACGAGAUGGCUGCGGCGACGCGCGAGAUCAACGUGUGGAAGUCGUACUACGGUAUGGGGACUGCUCGGACGCUGGCGCAGUACUGGAAGCACACGGAGCUGUCGGACACGUUUGUGAAGAAGAGGGACAGCGAGGGCCGCUGGAUGGGUGGCGAGGGCCUGUGCAAAGGCGGACUAGCAGAGAGAUGUCCACGUACGCCACCAUGCAAAAGGAGGAACUGCUUUCAAGAUACAGGAAGGAGGUCGUAG
This is a messenger RNA of Leptomonas pyrrhocoris, 2279 nucleotides long. RefSeq lists its product as hypothetical. The transcript has a single exon. The record is from RefSeq and is a predicted model, not a curated record. Lineage: Eukaryota; Euglenozoa; Kinetoplastea; Trypanosomatida; Trypanosomatidae. The coding region runs from base 327 to 2279 and encodes 650 amino acids.